Mesoplodon densirostris (Blainville's beaked whale) is the source of this 1551-nucleotide messenger RNA. NCBI's taxonomy places the organism in Eukaryota, Metazoa, Chordata, Mammalia, Artiodactyla, Ziphiidae. The record is from the annotation of a RefSeq genome assembly.
AUGUUCAUAAAUCGCUGACUAUUCUCAACUAAUCAUAAAGAUAUUGGCACUUUAUACCUACUAUUUGGUGCCUGAGCAGGAAUAGUGGGCACCGGCCUAAGCUUAUUAAUUCGUGCUGAACUAGGUCAACCUGGUACAUUAAUCGGAGAUGACCAAGUCUAUAAUGUACUAGUAACAGCCCACGCCUUUGUAAUAAUCUUUUUCAUAGUUAUACCCAUCAUAAUCGGCGGAUUUGGGAAUUGAUUAGUCCCCUUAAUAAUUGGAUCACCCGACAUAGCCUUCCCUCGUAUAAACAACAUAAGCUUCUGGCUACUUCCUCCUUCCUUCCUACUACUUAUAGCGUCCUCAAUAAUUGAAGCUGGUGCAGGUACAGGCUGAACUGUAUAUCCCCCUUUAGCCGGAAAUCUAGCACAUGCAGGAGCCUCUGUCGAUCUUACCAUUUUUUCCCUACACUUAGCAGGUGCAUCCUCAAUCCUAGGAGCUAUCAACUUUAUUACAACUAUUAUUAAUAUAAAACCUCCCGCUAUAACUCAAUAUCAAACACCUUUAUUCGUAUGAUCAGUUCUAGUCACAGCAGUACUACUUCUACUAUCAUUACCCGUUCUAGCAGCUGGAAUUACUAUACUACUAACAGACCGAAAUCUAAAUACAACCUUUUUUGAUCCUGCAGGAGGAGGAGAUCCAAUCCUAUAUCAACAUCUUUUCUGAUUCUUUGGCCAUCCCGAAGUAUAUAUUCUAAUUCUGCCUGGCUUUGGGAUAAUCUCACACAUCGUAACCUAUUAUUCAGGAAAAAAAGAACCUUUUGGGUAUAUAGGGAUAGUUUGAGCUAUAGUUUCCAUCGGAUUUCUAGGCUUUAUUGUAUGAGCCCAUCAUAUAUUUACAGUCGGAAUAGACGUCGAUACGCGAGCAUACUUUACAUCAGCCACUAUAAUUAUUGCUAUUCCUACAGGAGUCAAAGUUUUUAGUUGACUAGCAACGCUUCAUGGAGGAAACAUUAAAUGAUCUCCCGCUUUAAUAUGAGCCCUAGGCUUUAUUUUCCUCUUUACUGUAGGCGGCUUAACCGGCAUUGUCCUGGCUAACUCAUCUUUAGAUAUCGUACUUCAUGAUACCUAUUACGUAGUUGCUCACUUCCAUUAUGUACUUUCAAUAGGAGCUGUCUUUGCCAUCAUAGGAGGAUUUGUCCACUGAUUUCCCCUAUUCUCAGGAUAUACACUCAACUCAACAUGAGCAAAAAUUCAUUUCGUAAUUAUAUUUGUAGGUGUAAACCUAACAUUUUUUCCUCAACAUUUCCUAGGCUUAUCCGGCAUACCUCGACGAUACUCAGAUUACCCAGAUGCUUACACAACAUGAAAUACUAUCUCAUCAAUAGGCUCAUUCAUCUCACUAACAGCAGUCAUACUAAUAAUUUUUAUUAUCUGAGAAGCAUUCGCAUCUAAACGAGAAGUAUUAACAGUAGAUCUAACUUCUACCAAUCUUGAAUGACUAAAUGGGUGCCCUCCACCAUACCAUACAUUUGAAGAACCAGCAUUCGUCAAUCCAAAAUGAUCAAGA